Molecule: messenger RNA, 2832 nt
Organism: Fusarium poae
Lineage: Eukaryota; Fungi; Ascomycota; Sordariomycetes; Hypocreales; Nectriaceae
Exons: 3
Coding region: 1-2832 (943 amino acids)
Source: RefSeq, a predicted model, not a curated record
AUGACCUCGAUUGGACGAUUCACCAGUUCCGCCGUUUCGGCUGUGAGCGAGCUUACUGUCGCCGCCGCAAGUCUCAACUUUGACUUCUCUAUAGUCAAAGUAGAAGCACCUCAAGAAUUCCAUGAAUUAGGACAGGUUUUGUCACACGGACGACGACGAGAAGCCGAAGAUGGGGAGUUACAUAAUACUGCCAGGAGGCUUGCUGCUUUGUUUGGACCCUUACUCACGCCAACGCCCGGACUUUUCAAGGCCUACGGCACCAGAUCAUCCGAGAUUGUUUCAAGUAGAGACGUUAACCCUCUUGGCUCCAAGGAAGACCAUGGCCUCUUUUUUGAACAGGUGGGAGCAGACUGCACUUCUAUAUGGGCUGCAGCAACUUCUGGCCAUUCGGCGGUUGCUAUGCAUCUGCUCGCUUGCAUGCUUGCUCGAAUCUGGGAGCCAGAUGAAGCCAUUUCCGUUUGGGUUGACAUAGUUACUGCACGAAAACGCGAAAUCCAAGCAGACGAAAACCUCGGCGGCCUGGAGAAACUAGCAUUAGAUGCAGCGACAAGACAACAAAUCUCGAGGGAGCAACUAGCUCAGUGGGACACCAGCGCUCGGGCUUGGUUGCGAUGCGCAGAUGAAGCAAAAGGUAUCAAGAGAAAGCAAACUCAGCUGCUACUUAUACUCAAAAACAUCGCUAUUGCCGUCAACAGCAUCACCGACACCUACAAGAGUGUCAUGCAGGCGUGGAAGAGUGCGAUGACACUAGUCGAGAACCUACUCCUGGGUCAACCACAGGAAGUUCGUGAUGGCGCCAUCCUUCUUGGCUUAUCUGCCUGGCACCUUUUCCCAGAUCUUAUCGUGCUGGGGAGUACUGUCACUCAAGUCAAACAACGGGACCCUCUGGUCGCGCAAGGUGGAAUUUUAACAGUGGGCAUAGCCGACACUCAUUCUGACCAAGCACAUCGUGGUAUUUCAUGGUCUUUACCCCUGGCAUCCCUCAACUUUUACGGAGAUCCCGUCACAUCAACACAAACUUUAGACCCGGACACACCUCGCCUGACAGGUCGCGAUCUGUCCUAUUUAGGUCUGGGAAGUUUACUUUUCGAGUGGGAUUUGCCUAGUACCACAGCUUCCCAAGCAAUAGAGUGUCUUGUUGAGAUGUGGGCGUUUCUUUGCCGUAACAUCGAAGGUUUCAGCCUUCAAAGCGUCCCUACAGAGGGGUCAGUGGAGUCUGAUUCUUUUGAGGUUCGGCGGUGGAAAUGGCUCAAAAUGUUAUGUGAUGCGGCAAGAGCGUUUCUUGAUACUCAGGGUGUGGAAAGGGAGCGAGCUUGCCGGCUCUUGCAGUUUGGUCGACGCCGAGCUGAGCAGUUCCUAAGCUAUGAUGGACACCUCAAAACAGACUUUCUUGGCCUCUUAGACUCGCGGAAAUUCAUUGGUUCGUUGCGGGACACCGAGACCAAGGUCUCCUAUCUCCGUCAAUGGGCUAGCCGCAGUAUCUCUGACCAAGACACAAUUAUCCAGUAUAGUGUCACGAACCCUUCUACGCUAUCCGAAACGAGGUAUAGGCGCUCGUCUGCGAGUAAACUGGUAGACGAAACGACAAAACUAGAAGCUACGCUUCCAGAUGGCACAACGAAACUAAAAGAGACAUAUGUGCACUUUGAGUAUGCAACCGCGAUAGAAACAAAGUGUUUAUCUCUUAAGCGAGACUCGAGAGGUGUUGAAAUACCCACCACAUCCCACAAGCGAUGGAUUGCUAUAGUUUCAGAAAACCAUGGGAUCUCAAGUUCCGGCAAAUGCAUUUGCGAACGUAAUGAGCCAAAUACUUGCAACUGCACCAGUCACUUACCCAGCUCAGUCUGGAAAAAUAAUAGUUCCAAGCCAGGAUUGAUAGAAAACCGGUCGUCUAGUCUCUCAUACACAGGGGAAACGAUUGUGUUGGAUGAGCAAAGAGUCACAUACAGCGAUCCGACAUAUGAUUUUGAGUUUUUGACAUGGCACGGCUGGCCACAGACCUUGAAUAACAGAACACAGCCCUCAACAAAAGAACAAACUUACAAUUUCUUGUGGGGCAAACCGGGUGAUGCUGCUAUCUUCAUGGACUGGAAAGAGGACAGGGGGGGUCUCAUGGGAGAGGAUCUGUCGUCUAAAUUUCUUUCCCUAUGGAUCUCGGCCUUGAAGAGCGAUGCAAUCCGUCCCGAAAGUCUCAAAGAUAUUCUCGACGUUGCUAUGCGAGAGAACAAAGAUUACUUUACUGCCAUCGAUGCCCUCUCAAUUGCCUACGAGAUCUUCGAAGACAUGCCAGGUGCAACGAUAGAUCCAAAAGUGACUUCGCAACCACUAAAGGACACGCAAUGGUAUAUCUCUUAUGCCACAUCACAACAUCUUGCUUGGGAAAAGACUCGAGAAGAGGCUCGGAAAAGGGUUGGCAGUCUAGCAGGAAUGACUUUGGAAGAGGGCUGCGUCCCUGCUUGGCACAUGCCAUUAACACGGUGGGAGAUCUUCUCAUGUGUUGCCUACUUUGACACUGAUCAAUCAGCUCUUUCUGCGCAGCCAACGACUUCCUGUGCUCUCCAAGUGGUGCUAUCAACCACCAACCAACGAUCAGCAACACCCUCCAGUAUGCAGCAGAAUCAGUUCACUGGCGCUCCAAAGGAGAACCCCGAUGAAGAUGCAAUUCCUUUCAGAGGAAUGGUUUCUUCUUUUGACUUCGGGAACGACAAUGAUCUCCAUCCUUUCGACAGUCGUCCAAUCACUCAAGCCAUGUUGUCGAAGAGGGUUGAUCACCUCGAUAAGCUACCACGACCUGCCUACGCCGCCAUCGCCAACUGUCUCAAGUCGCACUAG